Messenger RNA from Ciona intestinalis (vase tunicate), 6186 nucleotides. NCBI's taxonomy places the organism in Eukaryota, Metazoa, Chordata, Ascidiacea, Phlebobranchia, Cionidae. The record is from RefSeq and is a predicted model, not a curated record.
GACAUGUUGAAAUCCGAUUACAUCGAGAAUUUAAUAUGUCCACGUUAGGAGAAAUGAUACAGUGAGGUAUAGUUUGGUCAAGUAAUGGUUUUCUGAAUAUUGUCAAAAAUAGAAAAAGAGCUAAAUUUGUUACCUGAUAGCAGGCCAUGACGCAUAAAUAACUGAAAGCAUCAGCAACCACGAACGUGAUAGAAGUUACAGAAGCAGAAGGUAAAAUAACGUCCCUCUCUCUGGAAUGCAGCAAUGGUGAUUUCUCACAAUCUUGGAAUUUCAGAUUCGCAACCGAUUCCGCUCUUUUCAUUCAGUUCACCGAUUUUAAUAUAAAGCGAUGUGAGGAGGCCUCACUGGUAACUCAAAGCACUUCGCGGUCAGUUUACUGUGGCGAGCAAAUACCUUCAGUUAUAUAUUUUUCGAAAACAACUAAGAUAAUGCUUAUAUCCAGCACACCAAAUUGUUCCAAUUUGUUUCGUCUGAUUUAUAAAGUGAUUCGGAUUACAUUCACGGAGUUGAUGCCAGCCUUAAAUCAUCGUGUUGGAGACAAAAUAAUGUUUCUUGUUGACGUUAAACAUCUUCCUGAAAACGGCUUGCAGUUAUCUUGUUCAUUCAACUGUAAUCAAACAAAGAUAUUUCUUUCGAACACCACCCAAAUCCUUUCAUGUACGUUCGAAGUCCCUGGAAAAGCUCGCAUUUCGGCUGAAUGUGAAUCAAGUAAACACAAUUUGAAAAUUAAAAUAGCCGGUGAGCUGUAUUUGGAAAGUGAACUAUCACACACAAGCUUGCAAUUGCAAACACGUCAGGAUUCCCAAACUAGUUCUGUUAGUAUUGUAGUAUCCCACGUAUACCUGUAUCCGGUUUUGUAUACAAUAAGCGCUGGAAAUUCUUUUGUUAAAACGUCUGUUUCUUCAAAACCACUUGACGUUGUGAAAUACGCGGGUCAUUUAACAGAAGUAGUGACGUUGCAAUUGCGCGAUGUAGCCCCACUUGGACCAGGACAGCACUACUUCUACCUCGCAUUACAAAACAACGUUUCUUACAUUGCAUACACCUUUCCAUUUUAUAUCAACGAAAUCCUUGGCAUGUUGAACAUUACAUCGAUGCAUGGUCGGUUUGUUGGAAUUCACCCAAACUAUUUUCCAGUUCAGAUAACCCUUACCAAAGGUGCCCCUGCGAACAUAACAUUAAGUAUUCAAGAUAUUCGCAAUACCUCAAACGCAGUCAAAAACGUUUCAAUUACAUGUAUUUCACCGAUAUCUUGUCGGCGAACCAUAGUUAAUCUGAUGCCAUCGAAAUACACAAGGGAAUUUAUAGUUGUAGCCACCGCAGAAAAUGCCAUUUCUUUUUCUGGAGGAGUAUCUGAAGUUAUGGAAACUGUGCCUAAAGUUUAUGACGUAUAUUUUGAUUCGAGACGAGUUUUUCCUGGAACGAGCUCCAUAUUGCUUUUGUAUGUGAAAGGCGACGCGAGCAUCUACAAUCUCAACUUGUUUAUCAAUAAAACCUUAAAAAUCAAUACGAAACUUGUGAUAAAGGCAACGUCGGAUUCUGAUGCGUCAGAUUUUGCUGAUGACGUACCAAUCAACAUUCACCAAUAUACGAAAUUUACUUUUAAAUUAACUUUCGAAGCGCACGGUGUUUUUGAAGUUUUAGCUAUGAUUUAUAGCGAAAAUGAAAGUUACAACUUUACUGGUAAUUUAUUAUUCCAACAAAAACCGUCAUGUCUUACCAAGACCAAAAUUCGGACACUUUCCAAAGACGUUGUUAUUCCCGUUCCGCAGCGCGGUUUAGCGGUAAGUGUUGAUGUGGAUUUCAACUGUUUUGACAGUUCCAGUUUGGAGUUUCAGUGGUCAACGUUCAGAGUAGACCAGGACUUUAAAACACCCAAACCCAAAAAUCAAGUGCAUUUUCUUAAGAGUUCUACAGGCAGUGAAAUUGAAAUUACGACCAACGAGUUUCCACCUGGGUUAUAUGUUGCCAUAGUUGCGGUGACCGCAAGUACAACUGCAAAUCACCAGAUAACAGCCGAGCAAAAAGAUUACGUCCGAAUGGAGGUUCCCACGAGAAAGAUGGAGGUCGUUAUCGCUGGAGGGAGUAUCAGAGAAUUAGGCAAUUCUCCAGUGGUAAACUUUACUGCAAACACCCCGGAGUCAUUGGCCACAGUAACCUUUAGUUGGUUUUGUGCUACAAGUAAAGAAGAAUUACCAACUGAUGCCACAUUGGGAAAACUAAAAAGAAAAGGGUCAUGCUUCGGGUGGGAACCUCUGUUGAUUGGGGUGAACAAAUCAAUCACGGUUAAUAACUUUCAAACCAAUACCCAGUACUUCAUACGUGUCAUUGUGACAGCAAAGGGUUAUGCAGAUUCUUAUGAUGACCAAAAAAUAGUUUUGUCUUCUAACCGGAUUCCAAACUUAUCAGUGAAGUGCAUUACAAACUGCAAGAGGAUUAAAUUAGUCCAUCUUCCAAUUGUUUUGCAAUCACAAUGUAUGUCUUGUGUCCUGCAGUCAUGGUCUUUAAACAAUGUAACAUUAAACCGUUGUCAAAAUAAAACCAGAUGUAGAGUCUUGGAAUCUGAACUGAAUAAACUUGAGGAAAAUAAGAAUCAAUCAAUAAGUGUAAAAGGGUACAACAUCGAAGGAAAUGCUACCACAAUUGUUUUCAAUUUUCAAGUUUAUGUCAAACCCAGCGGAUGUACUUGCAAAGUUUCUCCUUACUCAGGAGUAGCUUACAAGACAUUGUUUUCUGUGCAUUGUACAAAUUAUUUAAGUGGAAAUGACCCUGUCCUGUACAAGUUUUCAGUAUCAACCAAAGGUACUGGACAGUUUCUUAAUCAGUAUGGGUACUUGAGUCAUAUGAAAGACUUAAUUCUACCGCCUGGCGAUGAGCCCAACAAAACAGUCAGCAUUAUUGUUGAUAUUUGCUCUGGAGAGGGAGCAUGUAACCAACAAACACUGAAAGCAAGAGUUUCAACUAACCAUCAAAUUUCAAAAGCAAUCAGCAACAAAGUUAACUUUGCUAUUAAUGCAAAGAACCUGCAGAGACUUGUUCAACUUGUUGUUCCCAUUUCUUCUGAGAAUGCUUUAACUUCAGUGCAGAGAAAUAAAAUAGUUGAAAGUUUAAACACAAUGAGACUGGUGUCAGGUGAAUCUUAUGAACAAGCAAGCGUGCUUCUAAACCAUGUGACAAACAAACCAGAUGAAGUUUCUGAUAACAAUGAGAAAAUAUUGUGGGAGAAAUUGACUGAGCUUAAAACUGUUGUCAAAAAAAUUUCCAAAGAUGACCAAACCAAUUUAACAUCCAUUAUUGAGCCGUGCUUGAAAACUGUUGCAAAUCUUAUGGGAAUGAAACAUUCAAAACAAACAAAGCGAGAGGGAACAAUUCGAAUGAGUGAGUUCAGUAGAGUUCUGAUGGGACCCAUAUUGCCAGGAGAUUCUCCAAUGACAUAUGAAAGUGCAUCCACAAGGACAAAGCUAUUAAGAACAGAUCGCAAUACAAUUGGUAGAGUAAUGGAUAACACUUCAGACUUUUAUUUGCAAUCUUUAUCUCCAAUUGUUGCAGAUGAAUUUAUCAAUCUUGAGGUUUCUCAAUAUAAAACAAAACAAAUUGAUUUUGACACCCAAGAUAGAAAAGUGGACCAUGUUACCUCUGUAUUUAUAACAACGGGUUGGCUGAAGCCUGUUCCAGUGUCUUCAGAAAAAUUGUAUCGUCUUUCUCCAAGGUUCUCAGUUGCACCAAAGCCACAAACAUUAAGUGUUCGUAUGCAAGCCGGCACAUUAUGUAAUUUCACAAUUUGUAACCUUCGUGGGGCAGUAACAAUGAAAAAGCACCUAACUCAAGAAAAUACAGAUGGUGCUUUUAUAAUUAUUGAAGUAAACAUCUCAAACAGAAAUGUUGUAAAUUUACAAUUACAACUGAUUACAAGAGGCAGUAACAAUACCAAUGUCAAUACUAUAGUGUCUUUUCAAGGUAAUCAAUAUACAUGGAAAAUUCCAAAUGGCAAUCUUCCCAAAAACAUCAAAGACUAUGAGAUAAAAAUUGUUGCACAAUUCAAAAAUUGGACAGACAUAUAUAGUGUGGUGGACGCAAAUAUAGUGACUUAUUUAAUUAACUGCUUUCAUUGGGAUGAUGCUGUUAAUAAUUGGAACCACAUUGGAUGUUAUCCCAACACUGAGAACCAGGUAGUAACAUGCCAAUGCGAUCAUUUUCCAAUUACAAGUUUGGACCGGAGUUCUGUGGAUUCCAACAAUGUUCCAACAUUGUUUGCUUCAAGACUGAUUGUUUAUCGAAACAAAGUUGAAUUUGAAUUGCCUUGGAACUUAUGGGAAGAGUUUUUGAAAAAUCCAAUUAUAAUUUCAAUAUUGUUCCUGCUGUAUUCAUCUUACAUUGGGUUAUGGUUUUGGGCCAGAAAAGCAGACAAGGACAGCGAAAAUGAGAGUUCCUUUAUUGAUGUUCGUGACAACUUAGCUACAGACAAUUACUGCUAUUACAUUACAAUGUAUGUUGGUAGCAGUCUUUCAUCCGGUACUCAAUGCACUGUGGCAAUUAUGUUGAUUGGCACAAAUGGGGUUGGAAAGGCUAACAUUAUCCAAAAUUGGAAUGAAGAAAUUUUAAAUUCUGGAAGUGUUUGUUCGUUUUUGAUUACUACCUCAGAAAGUUUGGGCAGUGUUACUGGAAUUAGACUGUGGUGCAGUGACAGACCGAAUAAAACAAAAUGGCAUCUUCAACGAAUUGCUGUUCGUGAUCUGGAAACGAACGAAUGUUGCUUUUUCCUCUGCAGUAGUUGGAUCACAAACGGUUCUGAAGUACUUUUCAAAGUAGCGACAUACCGAGAGUUACAUACGUUUUACAGAUUGUUGCGGUUUAAGAGUGAAAACUUUAUUAGAGAUAGGCAUCUUUGGUUAUCUAUGUUUGCGAUGAGACCAUGGCAGAGAGAAGAAAUGACAAGAGUAGAAAGACUAUCUUCAUGCUACCAACUCGUCUUUCUAAUCUUGUUGACAACACUGAUGUUUUAUGGAAGUAGCGCGUCACAAAAAGAAUUCCAAAUAGAGAUUGGUUCCGGCUCAUAUGAGUUGAAAUGGGCACAAGUUGCUAUUGGUCUUGGGGUCGGUUUGCUUUGCUUUCCUUUAACGAUGGUUGUGACUGCGCUCUUCCGUUUGUGUCAAUCUAGCAAACAUGAAAAUAAACACCACAAGAAUCGCCCCGCCACUCAUCGGCGUUCUUAUAGUAAAUAUUUGAAGCAAAUCAGGUCAUAUACAAGUGUAGAUAGGUUAAAACAAAAAAAAGAUCGAGAAAGACAGAAUCGAAAGAGAGAGAAGCACAAAACAGGCAACAGUAGAACUACUGAACACAGAACAUUGAAUGCAUUAGACCACGUGUCUUUAACCUCAAGACGGACAGACAAAGAACACAACUUAACAUUGUUAACCCCAUCAGCUGGACCGAACAUGUCCGCCAAAGUAAAAUACAGUAAACUGACAUCGAAGUUACCACAACGAAGAUUACAUAACUUAAAUUCGAAUUCAGAUUUGGAAUUCCAUCAUUUUGAAAACCAAGAAUUCCUUCCUCCUAUGCCGUCAACUGCUGGGCAGUAUGGUUACUUAUCCUUCGAAGCCGAUGCGGGUUUAAAUCAUCUUCGGCAUCCAAUCGUUGACAUUGAUCCGUAUUCAGGGAAUUUUCGUCUUCUUCCGCGCUUCUUCAUCGUUGUUCCUUGGAUGAUUAUCGUUACAACAGUGGGUGUAUCAAGUGUGAUAUGCGUGAUGCAUGGAAUGACAUACGGUUUGGAUAUUACUAUUGAAUGGUUGUUUUCGCUUUGCUUUGCUAUUCUAAACAGCUUUAUCCUCAUCGAACCAAUAACAGCGUUGGCGCUCGCAUACUUGAAAGUGGUCAACAAUCCACGUCAUGACCUUAAAGAUUGGUUGACGCCUAUCUCUGAGAAAGUUUUUAACCGCCGACGUCGGAAAACAUUCUCGCGCUUGAAGCUACAUCAAGACUCGCAUCCUAACAGAAACCAGCAACCCAGUCGCCAUGAUCAUUUUAUUAUAAAUUGUGAAUAAACUCGAAAGUUUUGUUAAUGUUCCAGGGUACAACCACCGAUAAAUACAUUACAACUGAGUCAUUUUUAAAGUUUUAUUUUAUUAAAUAAGUUCUGUUUGCUUGAUGUCUUUAUGUUGUCUGGAAUAAUACAAUCUCCUUCGA